AUGCCUUCAAUAUUUUGGCGUGAGGUGCGCGAACAUUAUCUGGUGCUGAAGAAGCUUUUGCGUCUUCUCAAUAACGAAAUGUCAGCCUUAAUUCUAAUUUCGUGUGCCAACAACAUGUACUUCAUAUGCUGUCAGCUAUUUAGCAGUUUUACGAACAUUGGUGUCGAUUGGGUGGCCGAACUGGCCUUUUGGUUUUCCUUGGUGUACAACAUAUUUCGCACAAUUCUUACAUUAUCCCUGGCAGCUCUGGUCGAUGAGUACACAAAGAAGAUUAUAGCCUGCUUGCGUGAUGUGCCGUCAAGAUCCUGGUGUAUUGAGACGCAACGUUUUAGCGAGCAAUUGGCAGUGGAUGUUACAGCUUUUAGUGCUGCGGGAUUCUUCUCGCUGACGCGCAAACUUAUCUUGGCGAUGGCCAGUACUGUUGUCACCUAUGAAUUGAUGGUCAGCAGCGUUAUUAAUGAAGUUGCCAUAAAGCAGGUUACAAGUUAUUGCAAACACUACGAGCGUUUCGAGGAGAUUGGAGAGAAUGUUCAACAAAUAUCCUAA
Molecule: messenger RNA, 546 nt
Organism: Stomoxys calcitrans (stable fly)
Lineage: Eukaryota; Metazoa; Arthropoda; Insecta; Diptera; Muscidae
Product: gustatory receptor for sugar taste 64b-like
Exons: 4
Coding region: 1-546 (181 amino acids)
Biological process (GO): detection of chemical stimulus involved in sensory perception of taste; sensory perception of sweet taste
Cellular component (GO): membrane
Molecular function (GO): sweet taste receptor activity
Source: RefSeq, a predicted model, not a curated record